UGAUUUUCCCAUUCUUAUAUUAGCCGGGUAGAAUGGUGGACUACAGUAGCUACUUCGCCUACAACUCGUCAUGACAAUGGCUGUAUGAGUUGGUGCCAGAGUUGGUAUUUCAAGCGGUGUGGCAGUGGCACUUUGACAACUUUGAGAGAGAUGUCACAAACGAAGCUUUGUGAUACAUUUUAGGAAUGGCAUUUGCUAAGAAACGACAUGUUGCCCGAAUGGAAAUUCUGUCGCGAAAGCACCAGCAACAGAUGGAGGAUGAUUCUAUAUAUAACAUGAGUCAUGCAAGAGGACUACCUGGUCUCCCACCUCAGCCCCAGGCCUCUAGUGAAGAACCAUCAGAGCUUUACCAAAUUGUUCUCAGGCACAGCCAUCACCCACCCAUCCUCCAGAACACAUCUUGGACUCUGGCUGUACCUUAUAAGGAACAACGGCACCAUCGCACCCCCAGUGAGUCCAUUGGGAACAACUACAGCCCCCAGGCUCGUCACCUGAAGAUCAGAAACCUACAGAGGAGACCUGGAACCGUCAAAGACUCACUUGGGGAUGUGCCUGCACCUUCAUCUAGCCCAGCUGAGAAGAGGAAGAGACUCACCCCCAGGGGAUGGGAUUCAGCUCCUGACACCUCGAUCUCACCUGGACUUAAGUUCAGCCCCAGAGAUCCUCUGCCCCCCAUCAGCCGACCCCUGACUCCCAAACAGCAGCUGGACAUCAUGCGGCGCCAAGAGGAACAGAUGUGGCCUUUUGAGACAGAACCUACAGAAAGAGACCUGGAGAGGUACGCGUACUACAUUAGUAACGGCGUCCACAGCCCAAUGCUGGCCCACCAGCCCCCCCAGCAGAUUAAGAAGAUAAUGAAGCUCCUGCCCCCUGGCAUUCAGGACAGCAGCAGGAACAUGGAGAUACUGAAGGGGAAUCUGCUAGAUGAGGUCAACAAAGACUACGGCUUCAGUCUCAAGAAGAGCAUAGUUGACUACAUCCUGAGGGACCCGUCGGAGAGGCAGCGUCUGUUCAUCUCCAGCAUCCCCAGGCCCUUCCCCAGGAGGGUGAUCCGAGGGCCCGUCCCCUGGGCCUGCAAUUACAGCCAGGCCCACACCUGGCAGAGCCAGCACCUCUUCACUCUCAACCCCAUGAUGUUCCACCUGCAGGACCUCUGGGUGAACAGUUUCUCCUCCUUGAGGUUUGUGAGACUAGGGGACCUUUUCUCUGCCAACUUCCCCCUGCUGCCCACCGAGUUUGAAGACCUGAUUCAGAGACAGUGCCAAAUCACCAGGGACGACCUGGCUAAUAGGUGGCUGCCGCGCUGUGUGUCCCUAUUUGUCACCUACAAGAACCUUUGGCUGCCCCUGGUGCCCCAGAGUGACCACGUGGCCCCAGUCAGUGCCCAGGAGUUCUUCUCCUGCGUGGCCGCCCUCAUGUCCCUACAGCUCCGGAGCCUGAUCAUUGCUUCCCUGCAGGACCUGCUCCAGUUCUUCACCCUGCACCAGGACGGGAAUGACUUUGGUGAAGUGUUUGACGAGAUGCGCUUCGUGCAGCCGCAGGUGCUGCUGGUCAAGCUGAGGGUGGAGGAGCCUCGCAUUGUCUUCCUGCCCAGCCUUCAGGAAUGCUGGGAGCUCAUCCACCGGGGCUUCAUGGAGAUCAUCAAGAGCGCCCAGAAACUCCCACGGGUGGAGUGUAACCUUUUCCCAGAAAUCCAGGGAAAGGGCCUUUAUCUGCACUCUGUCAGACAUGAUGAGCUGCUGGUCACAGACCUGAUCAACAGAGCCAAGAACAUCUUCCAGAAGAACACUGUGGGACCAAAGAAGUACCUGAACGUGUAUAAGAAGUACAGCAACCUACUAGACAACACUGCAAAGCAGGAUAUAGUGGCGUUCCUCAAAGAAAAACAUUCCCUGCAAGGUUUUACUAAGAAAAUUGAGGGUGUGCAGCAGUUGUGGAAGGAGAUUGCCUCAAUGCACAUCACGGUGCCCCUGUCCAUGUUUUGCCUGGACGUGCUGAGCCUGAACAAGGACCUGUGUGACCGCGCUGAGAGGCUGAAGGACAGGCUCAUCGUCUUCGAGGUGGACGAGAACCGAGAGCUCAACAAGAGCAUCUGUCACCGCUAUGACGAGAUCGCUGCAACCAUCACAGGGGCCCCAGGCAACACGGAGGAGCUGGUGGCCCUGAACCAGUACCUAAAGCACACCAGCGAGGUGACCGUCCACAAGCUGAAAGAUGAGAUCAACGAGGCCGCCAACCGCCUCAGCUUCCUCUUGGACUACGCCACCCUGCCUCACGAUGAUGUGAAGUUGAACAGUAGUGUGUUCCACUGGCCAGAACAGAUCCUGGCUGUGUUUGAGAUCAGUAAGAGCCGUCUGGCCACCAGGAGAGAACAUGCCGAGGACCACCUCCUCAAGAGGACAGCAGAGUUUGACCAGAUGUUGCAGUGUGUGGGGAAGGAGGUGGAGGCCUUCAAGAAGAAGGAGCUGAUGAGCCUGGAGGAGAUGAAAAACAACGUGGAGAAGCUCAACGAGCUCACCUCCUGUCUGGACGCCGCCGUCACCGAACUGGACGACAUCAACAAAGAGGAGACUCUGCUGGAGAAGGAGCAGAGCCAGUUCCCCAUGCUGCAGACCCUGAUGGGCAACAAGCAGCCCUAUGACCAGCUGUGGACCAAUGCCCUCAACUUCCAGAACAAAUCAGAGAUCUGGAUGAACGGUCCCUUCCUCCACCUGAAUGCUGAGAAGAUCUCAGAAGAGCUGGUCACUAUGUGGAGGACCAUGUACAAGCUGACCAAGUCCUUCUCCGACCUGUCAGGGCCGCGCCGUGUGGCCGACAGCUUCAAGAUCAAGAUCGACAAAUUCAAGCAGCACCUGCCCAUCCUCACCACCAUCUGUAAUCCUGGCAUCAAGGACCGUCACUGGGAGAGAAUCAGCACCAUCGUGGGCUUCGAUGUCAAGCCAGAUGUGGACACCUCACUGUUUAACAUGGUGGAGCUGGGCCUGUCCAAGUUCUCCGACAAGCUUGAGGAGAUAGGGGCGUCUGCCAGUAAGGAGUACUCUCUGGAGAAGGCCAUGGAGAAAAUGAAGACUGAAUGGGCUGAGCUCUGCUUUGCCUUCACUGCCUACAGAGACACGGGUACGAGUAUUGUAUCUGCAGUGGACGACAUCCAAGUGCUCCUAGACGACCACGUCAUCAAGACCCAGACCAUGCGAGGGUCACCCUUCAUCAAGCCCAUAGAGGCUGACUGUAAGCAAUGGGAGGAGAAGUUGCUGAUGAUGCAGGACAUCUUGGACUCCAUGUUGAAGUGUCAAGCUACCUGGCUCUACCUGGAGCCCAUUUUCAGCUCUGAGGACAUCAUCGCCCAGAUGCCUGAGGAGGGACGCAAGUUUGCCAUCGUGGACCGAUACUGGAAAGAUAUCAUCGCUGAGGCGAUGAAGGACACGCGUGUGCUGGUGGCUACAGACCAGGCCAACAUGCUUGGCCGUCUCGAGGAGGCCAAUGUAUUUCUGGAGGAUAUCCAGAGAGGCCUCAACACCUACCUGGAGAAAAAGAGACUAUUCUUCCCCAGAUUCUUCUUCCUGUCCAACGAUGAGUUGCUGGAGAUCCUGUCAGAGACAAAGGACCCGAGGCGUGUCCAGCCCCACCUGAAGAAGUGCUUCGAGGGCAUCGCCAAGCUGGAGUUCACAGAGGACAUGGAGAUCACUGGCAUGAUCAGCUCUGAGAAGGAGUUAGUGCCGUUUAGCACCAAGCUCUACCCCGCCAAAGCUAAGGGCAUGGUGGAGAAGUGGCUACAGCAGGUGGAAAGCAUGAUGAUGACCAGCGUUAGAGAUGUCAUCCACAAAGGAGUGGACCAGUAUGUCGAGGUCCCCAGGAAAAAGUGGGUGUUGCAGUGGCCUGGUCAGGUUGUUAUUUGUGCCUCGUCCAUUUUCUGGACCAGUGAGGUCUCUGAGGCCAUCCAGACCAAUACCCUGCACGCCUAUGUGGAUAAGAGCAAUGCCCAAAUAGCUGACAUUGUGGAGCUGGUGCGUGGGAAGCUGAAUGGAGGGGCCAGAAUGACCUUAGGAGCUCUCACAGUCAUUGAUGUCCACGCUCGGGACGUGGUAGCUAAACUGGCUGAGGACCGUAUCUCCUCCCUGAAUGACUUCUCCUGGAUCAGUCAGCUGAGGUACUUCUGGGAGGACGGAGACGUGCGCCUGCGUAUGAUCACCACCACUGUCAAGUACGGCUACGAGUACCUGGGCAACUCCGGCCGUCUGGUCAUCACCCCACUUACUGACCGCUGCUAUAGGACACUGAUGGGUGCCCUGAAGCUGAACCUGGGAGGAGCCCCCGAGGGCCCUGCAGGGACAGGCAAGACUGAGACCACCAAGGAUCUGGCCAAAGCUCUGGCUAAGCAGUGUGUGGUGUUCAACUGCUCUGACGGCCUGGACUACAAGGCCAUGAGUAAGUUUUUCAAAGGACUGGCACAAUCCGGGGCUUGGGCCUGCUUCGACGAGUUCAACCGAAUCGAAGUGGAGGUGCUGUCUGUGGUGGCCCAGCAGGUGCUGAGUAUCCAGCAAGCCAUCGCCAGGGACCUGAAGACCUUCAUGUUUGAGGGGACCGAGUUGUCCCUCAAUCCCACCUGCUCCGUCUUCAUCACCAUGAACCCUGGCUAUGCAGGCAGGGCCGAGCUCCCAGACAACCUCAAGGUUCUUUUCCGUACGGUGGCUAUGAUGGUGCCUGACUAUGGUCUCAUUGGUGAGAUCUCACUUUACUCUGUGGGCUUUAUCGAGUCUCGCAGUCUUGCCGGGAAGAUUGUGGCAACCUACCGCCUGUGUUCAGAGCAGCUGUCCUCGCAGCAUCACUACGACUAUGGUAUGCGCGCCGUGAAAUCAGUCCUGACUGCCGCGGGGAACCUAAAACUGAAGUACCCGAAGGAGAACGAGAGUGUUCUGCUGCUCAGAGCACUGAUGGACGUCAACAUGGCCAAGUUUCUGGCCCAGGAUGUGCCUCUGUUUCAAGGUAUCAUAUCGGAUCUCUUCCCUGGGGUGGUCCUUCCCAAACCAGACUACGAUCUUCUCAUGCAGGCCCUGAAUGACAACAUCACCAAGCUCCAGCUCCAGCCCGUGCCCUGGUUCAUCGGCAAAAUCAUCCAGGUGUAUGAUAUGAUGCUGGUGCGUCACGGUUUCAUGAUCGUGGGAGACCCUCUGGGUGGGAAGACCUCUGCCUAUAAAGUCCUGGCUGGGGCCCUGGGUGAUCUGUUUGAAGCUGGUCUGAUGGAGGAGUUUGCGGUCGACUACCGGAUCAUCAACCCCAAGGCCAUCACCAUGGGCCAGCUGUACGGUUGCUUCGACCCGGUCAGCCACGAGUGGUCAGACGGGGUGCUGGCCGUCUCCUUCAGGGAGCAGGCCGUCUCCACCUCGGACGACCGCCAGUGGAUCCUCUUCGACGGGCCCAUCGACGCGGUGUGGAUCGAGAACAUGAACACCGUGCUGGACGACAACAAGAAGCUGUGUCUGAUGAGUGGUGAGAUCAUCCAGAUGAGCGCUAAGAUGAGUCUGAUCUUUGAGACGGCCGACCUAGAGCAGGCCUCCCCAGCUACGGUCAGCAGAUGUGGUAUGAUCUACAUGGAGCCUCACCAGUUAGGCUGGGCCCCUCUCAGAGACUCCUACAUGGAUACCUUGCCCGAGAGCCUGAGCACUGAACAUAGAGACCUGAUUGUAGACAUGUUCAACUGGCUGGUUCAGCCCUGUCUGGACUUCAUCUCCAGAGAGUGUCGUUUCCUGGUGUCGACAUCCCCCAUCCACCUGGCUUACAGCCUGAUGAGGCUCUACACCUGUCUCCUAGACGACAUUGCAUCAUCGGGGGCCGAUGGCACGGAGCCCAUGUCCAGUCAGCAGGUGACCAUGUGGCUGCAGGGCCUGUUCCUAUUCGCUGUGGUGUGGAGCGUGGGCGGGACAAUCAACGGGGACAGCCGCAAUAAGUUUGACGCCUUCUACAGGAACCUGAUCAUGGGCAUGGAUGACAACCACCCCCGGCCCAAAAGUGUCAAACUGACCAAGAACAACGUUUUCCCUGAGAGAGGCACCAUCUAUGACUACUACUUCCACAAGCAGGGCACAGGGCAGUGGAAUACAUGGAUGGAUUCCAUCACCAAGGAGGAGUCCACUAUUGCCGCUGGAGCCAAUGUGUCAGACCUGAUCAUCCCCACCAUGGAGACAGCCCGUCAGCUGUUCUUCCUGCAGACCUACCUGGCCCACGAGGUGCCCAUGCUGUUCGUGGGGCCCACCGGCACGGGCAAGUCAGUCAUCAACAACAGCUUUCUGCUCAAGCUUCCUAAGGAGCGCUACACACCCAACUGCAUCAACUUCUCGGCACGCACCUCAGCCAACCAGACCCAGGACAUCAUCAUGGGCAAGCUGGACCGCCGGAGGAAGGGCGUGUUCGGGCCACCCAUGGGAAAGAAGUGUGUUGUCUACGUGGAUGACCUCAACAUGCCUGCCAAGGAGAUCUAUGGUGCCCAGCCACCCAUCGAGCUGCUGAGGCAGUGGAUCGACCACUACCACUGGUACGACAAGAAGGACACCUCCAGGAUUGACAUUGUGGACAUUUUGUUUGUAUCCGCUAUGGGACCCCCUGGUGGGGGGAGGAAUGACAUUACAGGCCGCUUCACUCGUCAUUUGAAUAUUGUUUCUAUCGACUCCUUUGACCAUGAGACGCUGAGCAAGAUAUUCACCUCCAUUACCGACUGGCAUUUUGGCAAGGGAUUUGAUGCUGCUUUCUAUAGACUGGGGAAGAUCAUGGUGCAGGCCACCAUGGCUGUCUAUCAGGAUGCCAUGGAGUGUUUCCUGCCCACUCCCUCCAAGUCCCACUACAUCUUCAACCUCAGGGACUUUGCCAGGGUGAUCCGCGGGGUGCUGCUCAGUCCACCCACGCACCUCCAGGAGGGAGACAAGCUGAUCCGCCUGUGGAUCCAUGAGGUCUACCGUGUGUUCUAUGACCGCCUCAUCGACAACGAGGACAGAGAGACAUUCUUCAACAUUGUCAAGGAGAGAACCUCCGGCUACUUCAAGCAGACCAUGGAUAAGCUGCUGACCCACCUGACGCCUAGCGGCAAGGUUGUGGACGAGACAAUCCGCAGCCUGUUCUUUGGAGACUACGCCAAGCCCGACUCGGAUGCCAAGGCCUACGACGAGAUCACCGACCUGCACGCUCUGACCAACGUCAUGGACUACUACCUGGACGAGUUCAACAACAUCAGCAAGGCACCCAUGUCCCUCGUCAUGUUCAAGUUUGCCAUCGAGCACAUCUCGCGUAUCUGCCGUGUGCUCAAGCAGGACAACGGGCAUCUUCUCCUGGUGGGCAUCGGUGGCUCAGGACGGCAGAGCGCCACCAAGCUGGGCACCUUCAUCAACGAUUACGACCUCUUCCAGAUUGAGCUAACCAAGAACUACGGAGUGUCAGAGUGGCGCGACGACCUAAAGCGGUUGAUGCUGAAGGCGGGCCUGCAGGGCAAGAACAUGGUGUUCCUGUUCAAUGACAGCCAGAUCAAGGAUGAGGCCUUUGUGGAGGACAUCAACAUGCUGCUCAACACAGGCGACGUGCCUAACAUCUUCCCAGCCGACGAGCGGGCCGACAUCAUCGAUAAGGUACAGGGCAUCGCACGCAUGGAGGGCAAGAAGAUCGACGCCACGCCACUCUCCAUGUACAACUUCUUCAUCGAGCGUGUCAAGGCAAACCUUCACAUUGUGCUCGCAAUGAGCCCGAUUGGGGACGCCUUCCGAAACCGGUUGAGGAUGUUCCCCUCCCUCAUCAACUGUUGCACCAUCGACUGGUUCCAGGCCUGGCCUAAAGACGCUCUGGAGAUGGUGGCCAACAAGUUCCUGGAGGACGUGGAGCUGGAGGACAACAUCAGGCUACAUGUGGUGGAGAUGUGUAAAACCUUCCAGGAGAGCGUGGGAGGUUUGUCCGAGAGGUACUUCUCUCAACUCAGGAGACACAACUAUGUGACGCCCACAUCCUACCUGGAGCUCAUUCUCACAUACAAGGUCCUGCUCAACUCCAAGAGGAGUGAGGUGGACACUCAGAGAAACCGCUACAUUGUGGGUCUGGAGAAACUGUACUUUGCUGCAUCUCAGGUAUCGAUAAUGCAGGAGGAGCUGACCGCCCUGCAGCCAGAGCUGAUCCAGACAUCAGCUGAGACAGAUAAGAUGAUGGUCAACAUUGAGAAGGAGACAGUAGUGGUGGAUGCUAAGAAAGAGCUGGUGUUGGCAGAUGAGAAGGUUGCCAACGACGCGGCUGCAGCAGCCAAAGCUAUAAAGGAUGAGUGUGAGGGUGACCUGGCGGAGGCCAUGCCUGCCCUUGAGGCUGCCCUGUCAGCUCUGGACACCCUGAAACCCUCAGACAUCACAGUGGUCAAGUCCAUGUCAAACCCUCCAGGUCUGGUCAAACUGGUCAUGGAGUCCAUCUGCAUCAUGAAAGGCAUCAAGCCAGAGAGGAAGCCCGAUCCUGGUGGCUCAGGUAAGAUGAUUGAGGACUUCUGGGGCCCCUCCAAAAAGCUCCUGGGAGACAUGAAGUUCCUGGAGAACCUCAAAGCCUAUGACAAAGACAACAUCGCUGCCGCCAACAUCAAGAAGAUCCGUGACAAAUUCAUCGACAACCCCGAGUUCCAGCCCUCCAUCAUCAAGAACGUCUCCUCUGCCUGUGAGGGCCUUUGUAAGUGGGUGCGGGCCAUGGAGGUGUACGAGCGUGUGUCCAAAGUGGUGGCCCCCAAGAUAGAGAAGCUGAAGGAGGCUGAGGACGAGCUUGGGGUGCAGAUGCAGAUGCUGUCAGUGAAGAGAGCUGAGCUGAAGGAGGUGGUGGACAAGCUCCAGGACCUGAACGACACGUUUGAGGCCAUGUGCAACAAAAAGAAAGACCUGGAAGAAAACAUUGAGCUGUGCUCCCAGAAGUUGAUCAGGGCAGAGCAGCUGAUUGGAGGGCUGGGUGGGGAGAAGGACAGGUGGACGGAGGCUGCCCGGCUGCUGGGGAUCAGGUACACCAACCUGACAGGCGACGUGCUCCUCUCCUCCGGCACUGUGUCCUACCUGGGGGCCUUCACCGUGGACUACCGUGUGGAGUGCCAGCGGGAGUGGCAUCUGCUCUGCCAGGCCAAGAAGGUGCCAUGCUCCGAGGACUUCACCCUCAGCAACACCCUUGGCAACCAGGUGUCCAUCCGGGCAUGGCAGAUUGCCGGCCUGCCCGUCGACUCCUUCUCCACUGACAACGGCAUUAUCGUGUCCAACUCACGCCGCUGGCCCCUCAUGAUCGACCCGCAGGGCCAGGCCAACAAGUGGAUCAAGAACAUGGAGAAGGCCAACAAGCUGGCUGUCAUCAAGCUGUCAGACGGCAACUAUGUGAGAACACUGGAGAACUCCAUCUCGUUCGGUACCCCUGUUUUGCUGGAGAACGUUGGAGAAGAACUUGAUGCAGUACUGGAACCGGUCCUGCUGAAACAGACCUUCAGACAACAAGGUGUAGAGUACAUGAAACUAGGAGAGAACAUUGUGGAGUACUCCAAAGACUUCCUCUUCUACAUGACCACCAGCCUGAGAAGCCCUCACUACCUCCCUGAGGUGGCGGUUAAAGUCUGCCUGCUCAACUUCAUGAUCACCCCACUGGGUUUGGAGGACCAGCUUCUGGGCAUUAUGGCCGCCAAGGAGAAACCAGAACUAGAAGAGAAGAAGAACCAGCUGAUCCUGGAGAGUGCCGCCAACAACAAGCAGCUGAAGGAGAUUGAGGAUAAAAUCCUCAAAAUCCUGUCUUCCUCAGAGGGUAACAUCCUAGAAGACGAAACAGCCAUCAAGGUCCUGUCUUCCUCCAAGGUGCUGUCCGAGGAGAUCUCUGAGAAGCAGAAGAUUGCUAGUGUCACAGAGAAGGAGAUUGACGACACUCGCAUGGGCUACCGGCCUGUGGCCGAGCACUCGUCCAUCCUGUUCUUCUGCAUCUCGGAGCUGGCCAACAUAGAGCCCAUGUACCAGUACUCGCUCACCUGGUUCAUCAACCUCUACCUGCAGUCCAUCGCCCAGAGCUUGAAGAGCGACGACCUGGCCACCCGCAUCGAGAACAUUGUGGAGCAUUUCACCAUCAGCAUCUAUAACAACGUGUGCCGAUCGCUCUUCGAGAAGGACAAGCUGCUCUUCUCCUUGCUCCUCACUGUGGGCAUCAUGCAAGGCAAGGGCCAGGUGGACGACACCAUCUGGCGCUUCCUCCUCACCGGUGGCAUUACUCUGGACAACCCCGACCCCAACCCCGCUCCUGAGUGGCUCUCCGACAAGUCCUGGUCAGAAAUCGUAAGAGCAUCCAAGCUGCCAAACUUAGAAGGUCUCUUCGAGCACGUCCGAGACAACAUUCCCAAGUGGAAGAAGAUCUACGAUUCAGGGAAGCCUCACGAGGAGCAGCUGCCUGACAGCUGGAGGAUACUGGUGGGGAUGCAUCGCAUGGUGGUGCUGCGCUGCUUCAGGCCGGAUAAGCUGGUUCCGGCGGUGCAAGAGUUCAUUGUGGACAACAUGGGGCGCAGCUACAUUGAGCCCCCGACCUUCGACCUGGCCGGGAGUUACAACGACUCCAACUGCUGCUCUCCUCUCAUCUUUGUGCUCUCUCCAGGAUCUGAUCCCACUGCGGGUCUGCUAAAGUUUGCUGAUGACCUUGAAAUGGGGGGCAGUAAAACCCAGACCAUCUCCCUGGGCCAGGGCCAGGGGCCCAUCGCAGCCCUGAUGAUCAAUGCUGCCAUCAAGGAUGGCACCUGGGUGGUGCUACAGAACUGUCAUCUGUGCACCAGCUGGAUGCCCGCUCUGGAGAGGAUCUGUGAGGAGGGCAUCACCCCCGAAAACACCAACCCCACCUUUAGGUUGUGGUUGACCAGUUACCCGUCUGACAAGUUCCCAGUCAGCAUCCUGCAGAACGGGGUGAAGAUGACCAACGAGCCGCCCAAGGGGAUGAGGGCCAACCUGUUCCGCUCCUACGUCAGCGACCCCAUCUCCGACCCCGCCUUCUUCAACAGCUCCAAGAAACAGGAGGCGUGGCAGAAGCUGCUGUUUGGUCUCUGCUUUUUCCAUGCUCUGGUGCAGGAGAGGAGGACCUUCGGACCUCUAGGUUGGAAUAUCCCGUAUGAGUUCAAUGAGUCUGACCUGAGGAUCAGUAUGACGCAGAUCCAGAUGUUCCUGGAUGAGUACGAGGAGAUUCCUCUGGAGGCCCUCUCCUACCUAACUGGUGAGUGUAACUACGGUGGCAGGGUGACGGACGACAAGGACAGGCGUCUGCUGGUGUCUCUCCUGUCCAUCUUCUACAGCAGGGAGCUGAUAGAGCAGGAGGGCUACCACGUAUGUGAGGGAGACAUGUACUAUAUCCCCCCUCACGGACCGUACCAGACCUAUGUUGAUUACAUCCGCAACCUACCCAUCGCGGCGGAACCUGGCGUGUUUGGACUCCACAGCAAUGCUGACAUCACCAAGGACAACCAGGAGACCAAUCAGCUGCUGGAUGGAGUGCUGCUGACACUUCCCAGACAGACUGGAGGCGGGGCUAAAUCCCCUCAGGAAGUGGUUGAUGAGCUUGCGGAAGACAUCCUGUCCAAGCUGCCAGCAGACUUUGACAUCCAGAUGGUGAUUAACAAAUACCCAGUGAUGUAUGAGGAGUCCAUGAACACUGUGCUGAGACAGGAACUGAUCCGCUUCAACAGGUUAACUCAGGUGGUACGCAUCAGUCUGAUAAACAUUGGAAAGGCACUCAAGGGUCAGGUGGUGAUGUCUUCUGAGCUGGAGAACGUCUUCAACAGUAUGGUGGUGGGCAAGGUGCCAACCAUGUGGUCGGCCAAGUCCUACCCGUCUCUGAAGCCUCUGGGCAGCUACGUGUCCGACCUCCUCGCCAGGCUAAAGUUUCUACAGGACUGGAUCAACAAUGGGCCACCACCAGUCUUUUGGCUCUCUGGGUUCUACUUUACUCAGUCCUUCCUCACGGGAGUAUCUCAGAACUUUGCCCGAAAGUAUACCAUCCCCAUCGACUUCAUUGGCUUUGAAUUUGAGGUGACCAAGCAAGAGACCCACAUGGAGAACAAGCCAGAUGAUGGGGCCUACGUGAAGGGGUUCUUCCUGGAAGGGGCACGCUGGGACCGGGAGAAGAUGGUCAUAGGAGAGUCCCUCCCCAAGAUCCUCUUCGACCCCCUGCCCAUCAUCUGGCUCAGGCCAGGGGAGAUGUCAAAGUUCCUGCAUGAGAACAUCUAUGUGUGUCCCGUGUACAAGACCAGUGCCCGGCGCGGAACCCUGUCCACCACGGGCCACUCCACCAACUACGUAAUGCCUAUCGAGCUUCCCUCCGACCGGCCACAGAAACAUUGGAUCAACCGCGGGGUGGCCUGUCUGUGCCAGCUGGAUGACUAGGCAUAGCUCUGCAGACAUCUUACAGGAUGUUAGAUAUGAGAGACAGACAACCAACUCACUCCUUUUAAAUCGCUAUUAAAAGGCAGAUUUUCAACUCGAUUUCUUGAUAUUUUUAAAGAUUGCACAGGCUGUCAUAUAGCCUGUGUACCAGUCUCUUUAGCUAACAUUCCACUCCUUGACACUCCUUGUCAUUGCCAAAGAGACUGGCCUCUCAAUGUUCAAUAUGCAGCCAGAUUUACAGCACAGUUGCUGGUUGGUUGUUGGAAACGACAUUAAUAUUUUCCAUGACAAUGUUAUGGAUGGGGCAAAUUUGGCACAAUAUAGAAUUUGAAUUUUAAGAACGGCAACAAACAAAACUGUUACGACCUGCUGAGGUAAUUCCCUGGUGAUCAUCAUGAAAUUGCUUACUUUUUAACAAUUUGUUGUGCUUGUUGCAACCUGGUCUCAGAGCACUUUGUAUUAUUCUGUAUGUAAAUCCGAGACACUCUAUUUAGUAUAUGUUACAUUUUGUAUGGUAGGCAUUAGUUUGUGCUUGUCCAUUACACAUUUCAUAUGAUAUGUUACGAAUUACAAUUCAUAUUAUGUUAUGAAUUUGCUAAAUGUACAAUAUGUUACGAAUUUUCAAAACGUUUAAUACGUUACGAAUUCUAGCUAGGUGGCUAAUGUUAGCUAGGGGCUAGGGUUAAGUUUAGGAGUACGGUUGAAGGGUUACUUAACAUGCUAAGAAGUUGCAAGUAGUUGCUAAUUAGCUAAAAUGCUGAAGUUGUCCGUGAUGAAAUUCGAACUCGCAACCUUUGGGUUGCUAGACGUUCGCGCUAUAUACCCACCCAUCCACACUGACCAACCACCCUCCUUUCAUUUUUGUCUUAACCAUCUGUCUUAUGAAACCGUACCAAACAUAACAUACUUAAUAAAUGGAGUGUCUCGGAUUUAUAUGCAGAAUAAUAAGAAAUGCUCUGAGACCAGGUUGCCAUUUCAGUUCUAUUAUUUGUCCCUCCUCUCAUAUUAAUAAGAGAUUGAGUCAAGAUGGGAUACUUUAGGAAACUUUCUGAAUGGACAUAGUGAGAAUUAGCGAACACACACACCCUAAAAGGACCCAUCAAUCAAACCCACCAGCGCACCUCAGACACAAACAAAUCUCAUUUCUCCUUUCCUAAAAUGUUUUAUUAAAAACCUAGGCCAUCUGAAAGUAGGACUAUGCUACAUUAUAGCAUAAUGUUAAAAUAAUGUUGCCUUUCAAAUUAAUUGAAAAUGAAAGUUUGAAAGGGGAGAGAGAGACAGCUAUAGUAUAACUUGGUUGAUUAUUGGUUAUGUAAUUAUUGUCCAAGCAUGUGCUUAUUCCAAAGGAAGAUUUCCACAGAAUUCCAUCAAUAAGGGAUGAUAGCUUUCACCUGGUCAGUCAUGGAUGUCAUAAUAUUUUGUACAUCCAGUCGUUUGGGCAAUUAUUUUGAGCAAUUAAAAAGAAAAUACACUACCGUUCAAAAGUUUGGGGUCACUUAGAAAUGUCCUUGUUUUUGAAAGAAAAGCAAAAAUUAAAAUAACAUCAAAUUGAUCA
This is a messenger RNA of Oncorhynchus kisutch (coho salmon), 13932 nucleotides long. RefSeq names its product dynein axonemal heavy chain 3 (gene dnah3). Gene Ontology annotation, biological process: microtubule-based movement. Gene Ontology annotation, molecular function: ATP hydrolysis activity; dynein light intermediate chain binding; dynein intermediate chain binding. Gene Ontology annotation, cellular component: dynein complex. The record is from RefSeq and is a predicted model, not a curated record. Bases 186 to 12377 code for a protein of 4063 amino acids. Lineage: Eukaryota; Metazoa; Chordata; Actinopteri; Salmoniformes; Salmonidae. The transcript has 61 exons.